UUUGAUAUAUAUGCCACCAGAUAUAUAGGUAUUAAAAAUUAAAUAGGUAUUAAUAAGGUAUUAAUGGAAAAAGGAAAUAGAAUAAUUAAAAUCAUGAUCAUUGAUAAUCAAUCUAUAAGUGGUGUGAACUGAUAGAAUAUUGAUAAUAAAUUUUUAAUAAAAAAUGUCAAUAAACAAAGACUUCCCUUUACUUAAAAAUGAGAGGCUUUUAAAGGCAGCUCGCGGGGAAAAAGUUGAUAAAUUACCAGUAUGGAUAAUGCGACAAGCAGGAAGAUAUCUUCCAGAAUUUCGGGAGUAUCGCAAACAACAUGAUUUCUUUGAGAUUUGUAAUAAUCCUGAAUAUGCCUGUGAAGUAACUCUUAUGCCUAUAAGACGUUAUGAAUUGGACGCGGCAAUCAUUUUUAGUGAUAUAUUAGUAAUACCACAAGCUCUUGGUUUGGAUGUUGAAAUGCGCCCAGGAGUAGGCCCAGUAUUACCAGAACCCCUGACAUUAGAAACCCUUUCUAACUUAAAUACCAAAGGAACUGUUAAGAAAUUGGAAUAUGUUGGUCAAGCUAUAAACCUGACUAGACAUAAGUUAGAGGGAAAUGUACCCCUAUUUGGAUUUACAGGAGCACCAUGGACUUUAAUGGGUUAUAUGAUUGAAGGUGGAGGUUCAAAAACAUAUUCAAAAGCAAAAAAAUGGCUCUAUGCCCAUCCACAAAAGUCUCAUGAAUUAUUAGAAAUUUUAACGCAAGUCAUUAUAGAUUAUUUAGUAAUGCAAAUUGAAUAUGGCGCUCAGAUUGUCCAAGUAUUUGAUAGUAACGCAGAAUAUUUAAACAAAAAUCUUUAUUCUAUCUUUUGCUUGCCAUAUUUGAAAAAGAUUUCACUUGAAGUAAGGAAAAAAUUAAGGGAGAAAAAACUGGAAGAAGUUCCAAUGGUUCUAUUUGCAAAAGGAGGAUGGUAUUGCUUAGAAGAACAAGCUGAGUUGGGCUAUGAAGUGUUAGGUGUAGAUUGGACAGUGGAACCGAAAUAUGUUAGAAAUAUUCUUAAAAACAAAAACAUUACCAUACAAGGAAACCUUGAUCCCUGUGCUCUCUAUUCUUCUAAAAGUGACCUCAACAGUCAAGUGGAAAAAAUGUUAAAUGAGUUUGGAAGUGACAGGUAUAUUGUUAAUUUAGGUCAUGGUAUUUAUCCUGACGCCCCCAUAGACUCGUUAAAAACUGUUGUAGAUGUUGUUCAUAGUUUUGAGGUUUAAGUGGUAUUAUUUUUCACAUAGGGUUUAUAAGGAAAAACAGGGAUUAAUAUUUUAUCAAAUUUUAAUUUUGUAAUAAAUAUUAAUAUAUUAUAUAAAAUAA
Sitophilus oryzae (rice weevil) is the source of this 1337-nucleotide messenger RNA. RefSeq names its product uroporphyrinogen decarboxylase. Lineage: Eukaryota; Metazoa; Arthropoda; Insecta; Coleoptera; Curculionidae. Gene Ontology annotation, biological process: heme biosynthetic process. Bases 164 to 1237 code for a protein of 357 amino acids. The transcript is spliced from 6 exons. Gene Ontology annotation, molecular function: uroporphyrinogen decarboxylase activity. Gene Ontology annotation, cellular component: cytosol. The record is from RefSeq and is a predicted model, not a curated record.